ACCAAUCACACACACACACUCAGUAGUACUUAGGAAGAACAUCCACCCGGGAUCUGCGCGAAGUAUACGCUCUGUAACUUAGUUUGCUGCCUUACCAAGCUCUUCUAGUUCAUUGUUUCUCGUCUCGACUACGUUAUCUGAUAUCCCCAUUUGGAUUGUUCGCCCGAUCGCUCGACCCUUGCUUACUCUACGACUACGCUUCCGGAACUUCCCGACUCUACUCGGUUCACUCGCCUCCCGCGCCUGCUUCCGUACCAUCUCAAGUGCAGAGCUCGACGCUAUGGCAAGAACAAUGCAGACUGCCCGUAAGGCCACCGGUGGCAAGGCGCCAAGGAAGCAGCUCGCCACUAAGGCUGCCUGCAAGAGUGCGCCGGCUACCGGCGGCGUGAAGAAGCCUCACCGUUACAGGCCCGGCACCGUGGCUCUGAGGGAGAUCCGCCGUUAUCAGAAGUCUACUGAGCUGCUCAUCCGCAAGCUGCCCUUCCAGCGCCUGGUGAGAGAAAUCGCUCAGGACUUCAAGACCGAGUUGCGUUUCCAGAGCGCAGCCAUCGGGGCCCUACAGGAGGCGAGCGAGGCAUACCUGAUCGGUCUGUUCGAGGACACCAACCUGUGCUCUAUCCUCGCCAAGAAAGUGGCCAUCAUGCCCAAGGAUAUUCAGCUGGCCCGCCUUAUUCGCAGAGAACGCGCUUAAAUGACAACUCCGUCUAAUAAACACAAAGACCAGCUCAUUGUCUCAGAAAAAAUAUCUUCGUUCUUUGGCUGUUUAAAUAUUUAUAAUGUGGUAAAGGGAGCAGAAAUGUAUAAAUAAUAUAUGUAUAGAUAUGGAUGAUUUAUAUUUCCAUAAACAUUAUACAUGGGUUUCUAAAUGUCCAUGUUAUGUAUAUUGUAUAAUGUGUGUGUCUGUGUAUCCAUAUUCACUUGCCUUUCUUUUCUGUUUAGAAAUUGAGUUAUUUACUAUCUCCAUGUCAAGUGCUGAGGAUAUGUUAUUUAAAAAAGCUAUACUAUUACUAUUAUUAGGAAGUUGGGGUCAGAGCACAGGGUCAGACAUGAUUUGAUGCCCCUGGAGCAGAGGGUUAAGGGCCUUGCUCAAGGCUUCAACGGUGGAAGUGCUGGGGCUUGGACCAUUGACGUUCUAAUCAGUAAUCCAGCGCCUUAACCCUUGAGCCCCCACUGCCCACCGUGUAUUAUAUUUUUUAUGUCAAAAUAAUACAAUAAACUGUGAUAACGCUGA
Molecule: messenger RNA, 1231 nt
Organism: Ictalurus punctatus (channel catfish)
Lineage: Eukaryota; Metazoa; Chordata; Actinopteri; Siluriformes; Ictaluridae
Product: histone H3.3A
Exons: 2
Coding region: 281-691 (136 amino acids)
Cellular component (GO): nucleosome
Molecular function (GO): structural constituent of chromatin; DNA binding; protein heterodimerization activity
Source: RefSeq, a predicted model, not a curated record